This is a messenger RNA of Neltuma alba, 891 nucleotides long. RefSeq names its product DNA-directed RNA polymerase V subunit 5C-like. Bases 1 to 891 code for a protein of 296 amino acids. Gene Ontology annotation, biological process: transcription by RNA polymerase II; tRNA transcription by RNA polymerase III; transcription elongation by RNA polymerase I. The record is from RefSeq and is a predicted model, not a curated record. Lineage: Eukaryota; Viridiplantae; Streptophyta; Magnoliopsida; Fabales; Fabaceae. Gene Ontology annotation, molecular function: DNA binding. The transcript is spliced from 4 exons.
AUGCUGAGGCACGUGUCGUGCCGUGGAGAGACUCACGCGAAAGGCACUACGCUGCAGUAUCGUCGCUUACUGUACCAUUCCAUAUUCCCUCCCUUUGGAUGUACGAACCUGAAGCUCGCGCACUCGCUCACCGCCUCGCUCACCGAGCUCUCGCAAACGUUACCACAGCCAGCGAGAAUGGCGACCUUCACCUGUGACAAAAACGGAAACGGAAGCGGCACGGCCGCCGCAGAAGGCGGCAGUGGAAACAGAAACUACUGCAUUAUUGAUUUCGUUGACCAAGGGAGCGUGGAGAGCUCUAGGUACUUCUACGCUCGCCGGACGGUGUGUGAGAUGCUUCGAGAUCGUGGUUAUGAUGUGCCCGGCUCGGAACUCACCCGCUCUCUCGAUGAUUUUCGUCGUGUUUUCGGUCAACAACCGAACGUCGAUAGCCUCCGUAUCUGCGUUUCUCUCCGCUCUAAUCCAUCGAGCAAGGUGCUGGUUAUCUUUCUGGGAACUGCUGAUGUCAAAGUUGAAACCAUUCGUCUUCUGUAUGGUAAGAUUAUGAAUCAAGAAAGAUUAAGUCGGCUCAUACUGGUUCUGCAAAGCAAAAUGACUACCUAUGCAGGAAAAGAACUGCAAAAAUGGCCAUUUAGGGUUGAGAUUUUUAAAAUCCAUGACUUGCUGGUGAAUAUCUCAAAGCAUACAUUACAACCUAAGUAUGAGGUAUUGACUACAGAUGAGAAGGAAAAAUUGCUUGAGAAGUACAAAAUGGAAGCGAAGCAGCUCCCAUGCUUGCUAGAAACUGAUGGGAUGGCACGUUACUAUGGGCUGGAGAAAGGACAAGUAGUCAGGAUCAGUCACACUGUUGGGCGCCUUGAGUCCUUUGAAACUUAUCGUUGCGUCGUUUAA